This is a messenger RNA of Pundamilia nyererei, 3124 nucleotides long. RefSeq names its product leucine rich repeat transmembrane neuronal 1 (gene lrrtm1). Gene Ontology annotation, molecular function: protein binding. The coding region runs from base 1115 to 2668 and encodes 517 amino acids. The transcript has a single exon. NCBI's taxonomy places the organism in Eukaryota, Metazoa, Chordata, Actinopteri, Cichliformes, Cichlidae. The record is from RefSeq and is a predicted model, not a curated record.
UCAGUGAACAGAAGGUGCUUCUGCAUGCGCUGUCAGUGUACUGGUCUGCUGCAAGGGAUUGCGCGCUCCUUUGCUUCCCACAUUUACCGCCCCUGCCUGCCUACCAGCACCAGCCUUCAGCAGCCUCUUCCAGCUGGCUGAGAAGACACCCAGAGAGCAAGGGAGUAAACGAAACCUGCGAGCCACGGGGGAUGCGAGCGGCUACCAAACCAAUAUGAGCCACUCAGAUGACGAGGAAUACUGUUACACAAGAAAACAGUGAACAGGGUUCAUCUCUUUAUAUCCUGUUUUGUUUUUUUGUUUUUCCCUUGCGUCCGUCACUGAAAUCAUGAUUAAGUGCUUGAAUGGAUCUAAACCUUACAAGUCAGUGAUUUCUUCAAGCGAUGGACGAUAACACAUUUUGACAGAUCUUUUGAAACUUAAGCGGGAGGGAAAGGAGCAAAGAGCUGAAGACAGAUUAUUUUAAAAAAGAAAAAAAAAGAUUCUUGCUUAUUUUUUUCUUUCGCUGGUUUUCUCUUCUUCCCUCUGAUCGUUGCAGCAGAGGACUGCGGAGGAGCAGGAGAGACAGAGCUCAUGCAGACAGGGGUACUUGCACUUCCUACCAUCUCGCUGAAAGCUACUUGGAUUCCUUCUCUUUCUGGCUCUUUCACUUGAAGAGAACUAAGACAUUGUAAGCCUGCCAAGGAUCUGGUGUCCACUGAAAAGAGAGAAGGGAGGGGGGGAGAAUUUGUACCACAGUGGGGUCUUUUUUAGAUUCGCACAUAAUUAGUGUUGGGGCACAAAGCGAGAUGCUGAAUGGAGAUUGUCAGCUUUUGAAUAGGGGUGAGUAGGAAUUUUUUCGAAUAAGAUUGAUCAGUGAGGACAGUUUGAUUUUCCAUCCCCUCUACUCUCCACCCACUGCUUGAUAUAUAACGUAAGGAAAGAGACUUUAUUUUUUUGGCAUUCUUUGGGACUUGAUAACAAAAAUACUAUCACUGUCUUCAGCUGACAUACAUAGAAUGAGACAGCUUGUUGAACGAGAUAGAUAUGAUGCGAUAAAUAUGAUCUGAUACGGGCAAAACCGAUAUCCAGAGUGGUUCAAUGGACAUUUUCUCCCCGACAUCCCUGGAUAUUUAUGCUAAUGGAUUUCCUUCUAAUUGGACUGUACUUAAAGUGGCCACUGAAGAAGCCCCCUGGGUUGAUACUGUGUUCAUUGGGCAUUUUUCUAAGAACAGUUCCCUUGGUAGAGGGGGUUUGUCCAAGGUUGUGCCGCUGCGACAGCAAGCUGCUGUACUGCGAGGGGCUCAACCUCACAGACAUUCCCCGCAAUCUGAGCAGUGCCAUGGGCCUGUCCAUGAGAGAGAACAACUUAACGGAGCUGCGUGAAGGCCAAUUGGCUGGUCUGUCACAGCUCACCUGGCUCUAUUUAGAUCACAACAGCAUUGACGUUGUAGAGGAGGGUGCAUUUGACAAGCUGAGACGAGUCAAGGAGUUAGACCUGAGCAACAACCGGAUUGAGAGUCUGCCAAAUGGCACCUUUAGGCCCCUCCCAAACCUCCGUAUCUUGGACCUCUCAUACAACAGGCUGCAGGUACUAGAGCCUGACCUGUUCCACGGCCUUAGAAAGCUCACCAAUUUGCAUUUGCGCUACAAUGCUCUCAAAUUUGUGCCAGUGCGGAUUUUUCAGGACUGCAGGAGCAUGCAGUUUCUGGACUUGGGAUACAACCAACUGCAGAGCCUGGCACGAAACUCCUUCGCUGGCCUCUUUAAGUUGACUGAGCUGCAUCUUGAGCACAAUGAGCUAGUUAAAGUCAACCUAGCCCACUUCCCACGCCUCAUCUCUUUACGCACUCUGUACAUGCACAACAAUCGUGCCACUAUUGUUGUAAACACACUAGACUGGACAUGGCACUUUUUAGAGAAGAUUGACCUGUCAGCAAACGAAAUCGAGUACAUCGAGCCACAUGUUUUUGAGAGUACACCAAACCUCAAGGUACUGAUGCUAGACUCUAAUCGUUUGACCUCUGUGGACCAGCGCAUUCUGGAUUCGUGGUCAUCUCUGGACAGCAUUACCCUGGCAGGGAAUGACUGGGAGUGCAGCCGCAAUGUGUGUGCCUUGGCCUCUUGGCUGAAUGCCUUCCGAGGCCAGCAUGACAAUUCCCUGCUGUGUUCAAGCCCUGACACAGCACAGGGUGAGGAUGUGUUGGAUGCUGUCUAUGCUUUUCAGCUAUGUGAGGAUCCCCCAGUAGAGGUGACCACAGCAGGCCUGUACGCCUCCACGAGGGAUCUGGGCCCCAUUACUCCCAACCCCUAUGAGGGCGAGGGUAGUGAAGUGGUCACAAAUUCUUUCACUGUCACAGUGGGCCAUGAUGACCUAGAGAGCACCAUGCAGAUCCACAAGGUGGUAACAGGCACCAUGGCACUCAUCUUCUCCUUUCUCAUCAUAGUGCUCAUGCUAUACGUGGCAUGGAAGUGCUUUCCAGCUGGAAUAAGGCAACUGAGGCAGUGCUUCAGCAGUCAGCGCCGUAAGCAGAAGCAAAAGCAAAGCAUGCAGCAGAUGGCUGCAAUUUCUACACCAGAGUACUAUGUUGACUAUAAACCUAACCAUAUUGAGGGAGCUUUGGUAAUCAUCAAUGAAUAUGGCUCUUGCACUUGCCAACAACAAGCUUCUCGGGAAUGUGAAGUGUGACCCUGCUUUUGAGUAAGUCUUUACCUGUGAUUAUCUGGAUAUACAGUAAAUUCCUUUUUGGAUACACCGGGGAGGGGGACAGAAGGAAUUAUUCAAUCUUCUGGACACUUUUUUUUACAAAGCAUUUCACUGUGAUGUGGAAGAAGUGUGCUUCAUGUGGCUGACUAUUUUGUGGUGGAUUUACUGCUACUGCUAUCUGCUGCUGAUCUGAAGUCACAUAAUGGUCAUGGGACUCUUGGACCUGUUCGUGUUCUAUCGAAAAAGAGAGAGGAAUACAGCGCUGAGGCUUUUCUCUCGAGGAUGGAUAUUUGAGCUUUAAUGUGUCUUUCUAUUUCAGGACAUUUAAUUAUUGUUUAAAAAUAAACUGGGGACACAGGAGAGGAAAAAAAGAAACCAUUUGUAUUAUGGUACACACAAUAUUUGAGCAUUUAAAAUAUUAAAAACACAUUUAAGUUU